This is a messenger RNA of Hypoxylon trugodes, 687 nucleotides long. RefSeq lists its product as uncharacterized. The coding region runs from base 1 to 687 and encodes 228 amino acids. The transcript has 2 exons. Lineage: Eukaryota; Fungi; Ascomycota; Sordariomycetes; Xylariales; Hypoxylaceae. The record is from RefSeq and is a predicted model, not a curated record.
AUGGCUCUUCCACUUUACAUCCCGCAUUGUAUUCGCACUCCUGCUCAUUCUCUUCACCCACCACCGUUAGACAAGCCGGUGAGGAUCCAGAUCGAAGGCCCAUUGGUAUCUGUCCAGAAACUUCUUCCGGAGGUGCUAUGGCAUGUUGAUGUAUUCAACCCAAUAUUUCCGCAGCCGGCUGGCCCGGAGCUCGCAAGACUAGCGUACCGGGCUAUAUACGGACAGGAUGCCAGUCUUUCUGUCGAGAAUGAUAUGAUUGAGCGAGAUGAGUACCUAGGCUGGGUGCACGAGAAGAAUGAAAUUGACUAUUACGGCGUUACAUUUGACCAUCUUGUUCCCGCCGACGAUUAUUUUCCCGAGGUCCUACAAAUUAAUAUCUUAGAGAUAGACGAGGACGAGGGAGAGUACGCAAACACGUACCUGCCAUUCGCAGUAGAUCCCACGGAAUAUAUCGGGAAGAAGAUACUAGCGGUACCAAGAUGCUGUCAGAAGAGGAAGGGAACUACGGACCGGUCGAGAGUGAAUGGUUCGGUGACCCAGAGAGAUCUUGUCCGGCAAGGGUUUGAUAGGGAAAUGAUGAUGAAUUUGUUGGUAGCCUAUGGGGUAUACUCCACGAAGAUCCCAGAGAAGCGGUUUGACAAAGUCCCUCAGCCGCGGACAGGCACAGCCCCCAAGGAGAAGGAAUAA